Messenger RNA from Penicillium soppii, 2409 nucleotides. RefSeq lists its product as uncharacterized. Lineage: Eukaryota; Fungi; Ascomycota; Eurotiomycetes; Eurotiales; Aspergillaceae. The record is from RefSeq and is a predicted model, not a curated record. Gene Ontology annotation, cellular component: cytoplasm; nucleus. The coding region runs from base 1 to 2409 and encodes 802 amino acids. The transcript has 3 exons.
AUGUUUAUGCUCCGCAACGUGAGCAAAUUCUUGUUCGGUGACGCUUCGAAAGAAUCCAUCAUCGAAAUCCCCCAAGGCGAGCUGUAUCUGGUCAGACCGCAGUCGCCCAAGGGUUACUCAGAGCUUAUUUUCAAGGACGCUGCUGCGACUAUUCGACGCACCGGCCAGGACUUUCAGUACCAGCUUGUGAUCCAAAGAGCUUACGAAGAAGGCGAGGAAGAACUUGGAGACGACGACGGUGAACAAGGCAAUGGUGAUAGCCUAGACAAAGACGAAAAGGUCUUCCUCCUAGAUCAAACCCUUCACUUCCGUUCUGAGCUUCGCGACGGAGGAGCCAAGAUCUUAGCUUGGGAUGAUUUGAGCGGUGACCCUGGUGACUUAUAUGAAUUCAUUUGCGACCCUUCGGUCCCUUCAGACAAAGUCGCCACUUUCGAACUUGCCGCCCUCCAGUGUCAGUACGAACGCAAGCACCGCCGGAGUGCCCAGAAAGCUACCGAGGCAGAAUUGGAAGAAUUCUCCUACAACCAAGAAAAGCCCAUCCCAUCUGCAAGCCCACUCUCAUCCCCAACUACCAAACCACGUGGGAAUUCCGUGUCUGCAGAAGAAUCCGCCGCUGCCAUGGCACGAGACGUGGAAUAUGCCCAACACAAAGGGCAAAUCCGGACUGGGACCGCUGAGGAUGCACCAACCCAGGCCCCCCCAUCUGCAGCCCACCCCGAGGCCAAGGAGGUCCUCGCGAAGGAGCGUGCAGAGUUGCACCUCUUUGACUUCACUACUGGAACCUUUGUGCAGCAGGAUUCUGAUGUCAUUGCAACUGUGUCAGAAGUUGGCACUUGGCAGUAUUGGCUCCAGAUUUCUGGGGAGGAUAAGGAGUGGUUAGGACAGGCUGUGGUGGCUGAUAUCAACCCAGUUUUCAAUUUUGAAUACCUGUCCUUCAUCUUUAACGCUUAUGGAGAAGAUGGGACGGCCUACUCAUGGCUUCUGCGCUUCAGGGAUCAACCCACGGAAGAACGAUUCCAGGAGGGUCUGAUGCAGGCGCUUUGGGAACAACUGAAUGAAAUGAAGUGGACCAAGGUCAAAGAGAAUGAGCGAGACUACGUGCUCGAUGCCUUCCAGGAUCUCACAAUGGAAGAUGCCGAUGAUCAGCCAGAGGAAGAAGCUGAAGAGGAAGAUGUCGAAGAGGAAUACGACGGCGACCAGGAUGACGCACAGCGGAGUGAACACUAUGAUAGCGACGAAGAGGAGGAAGAUGUCGUGACUCGUGAUGCUGAUGGAAACGUCAACUCCCAACUCGCAGUUGGCUAUAAGCACGAUCGAUCCUUCGUUGUUCGCGGCUCCAAGAUUGGUGUUUUCAAGCAUACUGCUAACAACAAUCUGGAGUUCUCCACAACUAUUUCAAAGGUUCAGACUCCCAAGGGCACCCUCUUUAGUCCCAAGAAGGUUAUGCUCCAUGCGGAGGACCAGAACAUGAUUCUUCAAAAUGGCGAUGAUCCCAACUCUUUGUUCAAGAUGGAUCUGGAGUACGGCAAGAUUGUCGAUGAGUGGAAGGUUCAUGACGAUAUUGGCGUGGAGACAUUUGCUCCUGAAAACAAAUUCGCCCAAAUGACCUCUGCACAGCCGUUCGUGGGUGUAUCCAAGAAUGCCCUCUACCGCAUCGAUCCUCGUCUUUCGGGUAACAAGCUCGUCGAUUCCGAUCUGAAGCAGUAUGCCAGCAAAAAUGACUUUUCCGCUGUGGCCACCACUGAGAAGGGUUAUAUCGCUGUCGCCUCAAACAAGGGUGACAUCCGCAUGUUCGACCGUCUGGGCAUCAAUGCCAAGACCCAUAUUCCUGCCCUAGGUGAACAGAUCAUCGGUCUUGAUGUGUCUGCUGAUGGACGCUGGGUAUUGGCAACCUGCCGUACCUAUUUGCUGCUUAUCGACUCCCUGCAGAAGGAGGGCAAGAAUGAAGGAAAGCUUGGGUUCGAGCGUGCUUUCGCGAAGGAUUCGAAGCCUCAACCUCGCCGCCUUGGUCUCCAGCCCGCCCACGUCGCACAGUUCCAGCACGAGACCAAGCAGCCUAUCUCAUUCACCCAAGCUCGAUUCAACACCGGUGUUGACUCAACCGAGACUAGCAUCGUCACCGCCACCGGGCCCUUCAUCAUCACCUGGAGCAUGAAGAAGGUUAUCGCGAACCGCAGAGAUCCUUACACCAUCAAGCGUUAUGGUGAGAACGUCAUGGCUGACAACUUCCGCUUUGGGUCCGAUAAGAAUGUCAUUGUUGCCUUGCCCAACGAGGUCAACAUGGUUGCCAAGCGUACCUUCCAGAAGCCCACCCGUGAAAGCAUCGCGGGCCCCGCUACGCCAAACCGUGCUAGAAGCGGAUGGAGCAGCCGUCUUGCCAGGGAUGAUGUUGUCAACUCGCCUUACUAG